UGGAAUUGUUAUACGAUCUGUCAUCUGUCACCAGAGAUAAUCCCCAGUCCCACUAUGUUGUCAUAUUGAAAAUAAACAAACUAUGGAGAAUCUACAGAAAUAUAAGUCGUCCGUAAGCACUGCUAAAAACCCUACAAUAGUUAACGACGAAGUAUUCAAAAAGUUAUUAGAAAAUUGCUUUCAUGUUUUGACGGAAAAAAAGGAAAUACACAGUGUAAGUAGUUUACACAACUCCAAACCAGACUUGAUAACAGAAUUGUAUGCUUCUUUAUUAUCAAUAACGAGUGAAUUUGCCCGACGAAGUAGCAGUAAAGAAGAGAUAUUUGCAUUUUUACAAGAAGAAUGUGGUUUAUCUUCUCAGAGAGCUAAUAUUUAUUAUGACUAUUUUGCCAAAAAUAAACAAAGAUUAGAAAUAUCUUUGUUGAGUAUAGGAAACUAUUUACCUCAUCUAAUAGACGUUAAGUGGAAAAUAGACUAUAUAGUUAAAUCGAGUGAAGUUGAUGCUUCAGAAGGACCCCUUUUUAGAAUAUGCUUAAUCGGACAGCAGUAUGAUUCAGCAGUAGAUGAAAAAGUUUUAACGAAUUAUCACUUUACUUGCAACUCUGUUGAAUUAUUAGAUCUUAUUCAUAAAUUGAAAGAUGCUGCGAGGCAUUGUAAUACAAUAACUCAAAGGCUUUUUUAAAUACAUAUAUUUGUGUUAUAAAUAUUUAAAUCUAAUUUCGAUUAUUAAAUACGGGGUUUUUCUCAAAAAUAUCAAAAUAAAUACAGCCAAUGACAAAAUAUAACUUUGUAGUUUUGGAUUAGGGUACACAUUGCACAUUUAUUUUCUCCAUCUUCUCCUGUCCUGUGCCACUAUCAUCUUUUGAUUUAUUGUCUAUUACCUCUUUUUCCUUUAUCUGUUAUUUGUUCCUUCCAUGUUUCUUUGUCUGACCCUCUUAGUUUCCAUAUUUGUUUUGUUAAUCUAUCUUGUUCCAUCCUUUUUAAAUGUCCAAACCAGUUUAUGGUUCUCUCUUAUAAUUUCAUUCUAUCCAUCCUAGUUAUUCUUUCUAUUUUUCAUAAAUACUUCAUCUUAAUUGCGUUUACUAUCUAUUCUAUUAUUAGUUACUCACUUAAAAUCUCGUAUGAAUUAGAGACAUGAAUAAUGUGUCAGGCUCUUACUUCAUACAGAACACAUUCUGUACAAUACUGAAGAUGAACUGUUUACAGAAGAUGGUAACUUGGUAAGACAGUGUAAUAAUGAGUGUUGAUAUAGUGAUGUAUGAAUAUUCCAAUGGUUCCAGUAAUAUCAACUUAGUAGCUUUCUUCUCUACCAUGAACACACAAAUCCUACUAUUGAUUUCCCAGUUUUUGAUAAAAGUAUUUUUGUUUGUGUUUUGAGAAUCCCAGGACAGAGCAGAUCCAACAAUUCCUACCGAUGUAAAUGUAUCCAGUCAUUGAUUCAAUAUUUAAGUUACUUUUUCUAUUACAUCCUUAUAAUAUAUUUAUGUAUAUUAUAUUUUAUUUUGACCAACCUAAUUACAUCUUGAAACAAGUCAAAGGGAUAGUAGAGAAAUGCAUCUGACCCGAAAUAGAGCAUAUAAUUGGAAAUCCGCCACCGCCUUUGAUGUUUGGUUUUUAUAUAGAAGGCUGUUUAUUUACAUUGUUUCUUUUGAAUCACUUAUAAGAAUUUCUAUUUAUUUAUUUUCUAGAAGUUUUUAGAAUUCUUUUGGGAUAUAUAAGGAGUUUCUGUAGCGCGUUUAGUUCAGUUUAUAAUAAAUAGUCGUAGUGAACAGACCGAAAUAGAAAGUAAUCGAAGAAUUUGAAUUAAAUUAUUCAAGUUAGUUAAUUGUUAGUGAUAAAUGAAUUAAUAUAAGGUGUUUAAGUGUGUGUAUAGUGUUACGAAUAGAAAUUGUAUGAAUAAAUAAGAAAAACAUUACAAUAUGAAGAUUCUUGUUGUAGAGGAUUUCUAAAGUUGAUGGUAGCGUAGAUCUGAAUCAAAAUAGGCUGUAUAUUAGGCUCAAUUUUAUAAGGAAAAGAAUAAAAAUGAGAAUGUAAAAAGAAAUAAAAAUAUUUUAAUUUAUAUUGGUUUUAAAGAAUAAUAAUGCUGGAUAUUAUUAGGUAUAGAAAAUUGUAUUUUCCAAUCACUAUUAGAGUUCAAAGUGUUUUAAAAGUGUUAAUUAUCAUUUAUUGCUAGAAUUUUAUAAAUAAAAAUUGAA
Diorhabda carinulata is the source of this 2195-nucleotide messenger RNA. RefSeq names its product COMM domain-containing protein 3. Gene Ontology annotation, biological process: sodium ion transport. The transcript is spliced from 3 exons. Lineage: Eukaryota; Metazoa; Arthropoda; Insecta; Coleoptera; Chrysomelidae. The coding region runs from base 83 to 682 and encodes 199 amino acids. The record is from RefSeq and is a predicted model, not a curated record.